This is a messenger RNA of Corticium candelabrum, 1300 nucleotides long. RefSeq lists its product as uncharacterized. The record is from RefSeq and is a predicted model, not a curated record. Gene Ontology annotation, cellular component: nucleus. Lineage: Eukaryota; Metazoa; Porifera; Homoscleromorpha; Homosclerophorida; Plakinidae. Bases 41 to 1144 code for a protein of 367 amino acids. The transcript has 8 exons. Gene Ontology annotation, biological process: negative regulation of DNA-templated transcription. Gene Ontology annotation, molecular function: histone binding; chromatin binding.
ACUAUUUGGCUGCCACUACAGCGCGCUGUUUCGGCGCCUCAUGUUCGGUUUCAUUCCGGACGAUUCCGUAGAGGACUGGACAGAUGACAGCGACAGCGACGACGACCAACCAGCGAUGCAGCGCCCCACCAUUCCCAACACAAUCGCCACCGGUGGCAUGCCACUCGAACUCUACCGGAAAAUGCUCGCGUCGACUGGCCAUCCGGUCGCGAACAUCGUCAGAGCGCCGUCGGCGCCUCACGCUGUACCAAGAGAGUGGGACGACGAGCAGUUUUGCGGUGCACGUGACUGUAACCGGUGGUUUGACUGGUCGCAAGAGGACGACAAAGCCGCCAACUGGCCGGCUGACAAAGCCGAGCAGAUGAAGACGGUGAAUCCCGGCAAGAAUAACACGUUUAGAGCUGGAAUGAAAGUGGAGGCAUUGGAUCGAAAGUUUCCAAGCCUUACAUGUGUUGCUACUAUACAAGAAGUCAACUCAGAUCGCGUUCGGAUCUACUUCGAUGGCUGGAAUCACAACUACGAUUACUGGUGCCGUUGCGAUUCACCCGAGAUCCAACCAAUCGGAACGUGUGCCAAAAUUGGACUGUCACUCCAAAUUCCAGGUACGUCGCGAGGUCUGUUAGCUCACGAUAUGUGGAUAAACGGAGGAAAGACGUGGCAAGGAUAUCUGAAUGUUACGACAUCAAUUGCUGCUCCUGAGGAAGCCUUCAGUCCGUGUUACUUUCCCGAACAAGGAACAAAGGUGUCUACCCUUCAAGAUGUGACAGUCCGGUCAAUCCUGAGAAACCGAAUCGACUUCAUGGCGUUGCGCACCAUUCCGCUCUCGUUGAAGAGGCUUUUAGUGAGGGGAAGAAAGUGUUGUUGGUGUGGUGGACCAUUUCUGUGGGGAUACAACUGUGUAGAUCUGUUUACAUCACAGCAUUGGCUAGCAGAUGCAAUUAGCAGGCGUGGAAGGACUGCAGUAACAUGUUCGGAGGAGUGUGCAAGGCGACUAGUCUACAGAAAUCGAUCAGAAUGUGCUGGCGAGGAAACUAUCGUAGGAGUAUCACAAAGUCACAACAAAUUCUUUCUCUACCCACGCAUCUAUUUUAGCUCUGCAGCUGAACAGAAAUUGCUGAAUGAGUCACGCUUGUUAUCCUCAUGAAGUCCCAGCGAAAUAUCAUAUUUUCUUACAUUUUAUUAACUGCAAUUUCACACAUUGAUAUUAACUUGAUGCCUUUUUAUGAGUAGAAUUAGUUUUGUUGUUACCUGUUUACUUACUGAGUUUCAAGUGCCUCUGACUACUAACUGCCUGUGAAAC